Molecule: messenger RNA, 2503 nt
Organism: Colossoma macropomum (tambaqui)
Lineage: Eukaryota; Metazoa; Chordata; Actinopteri; Characiformes; Serrasalmidae
Exons: 14
Coding region: 1-2040 (679 amino acids)
Source: RefSeq, a predicted model, not a curated record
AUGUCCAUCGGGACCCCGGAGCCUGGAGCUGUUAACUUCAGCGCUCUGCACACGCUGCUGCACGCCAUGCUGGAGCACCUGCACAUCCAGAAUGUGAGCGCUGUGUGGCUGGAGGUGGAUGCCGGCCAUGACCCUGGCGAGUCGCUGCUGACCACGGCAUCACCGCAGAACCCUUACCGACGCAUGGAGGACAAGUUGCAGCACAUAGAGCGACAGCUGGCCGCGCUGGAGCGCCUCCCCAGCGGCUCCGAGCUGCUCGCCCGCUCCGCGUCUGUCAACGACGUGUGGCAACUACUGCAGCUCCGCAGGAAAGUGGAGGGCAGUGAAGACGGAGUGACCAAAUGUAUGGCUCUUAUCCAAGACUUGCUGAACGAGAUUCAGGAGCUCAAGAAAUCAAGGGACAUCCUGAAGAAGGAAGUUGAGGCCCUUCAGAUUCAAUUCAACCAGAUUAAUGUGGACCAGUUGGCUGAUAGAAUCACUGCUGCGGAGCAAUGCCUCAGCCAAGUGGAAGUCCUGAAGAGUGCCACGCAAGAGCUGAAGGAGAAAGUGGCACUCUACCCUCAACCCGAAGAGCUCACCCAAUGUGUAACGUGGGAAGUUAUGCAAGCAGCUCUUGUCAAUGAGAGAAAAAAGAUGCAAGAGGAACUGAAGGACAGCAUCACAGCCUCUAGACUUCCAUUGGAAGUCGGCAUCCCUUUGACUCAAAGGGACUCUUCCACAGCUGGUUUCUCAUGCAUGGCUGACUCGGACAGUGCCACUGGUCCAGAAUUGGGGGGUUCUCAAAUCUCCCUGUCUCAGCAGCGUCCCUUGGGCUCUUUGUCUAAUGGAGGUCUGCCUCUGCUUGGUGGCCAGCCACUGUCAUGGGUCAGCAAUGGGGCCAAGCGCUACCCAGAGACAGUAGAGGCUUUGAGGGACGUGGGCCAGCUGCAGGAGAAGCAUAAAAGCCUGGAGUCUCGUGUGGAGCGCCUCGAGGGCGGAGAGAGGGGCAUGCCUGAAAAUGUACUGGAACAGGUGAAUCAUCUGAAGGCUCUGAUGGACACUGUAAUGGCUGAUAGAGAGAAGACCUCUGAACUGAUGAGUGAAGUCCAGGGCGCCAUCCUGCAGCUCCAGGCUGAGUGUGAGAAACUCCACAUCAGAGCCAACCACCUGAUGGAGGACCACAACCAGAAACAAAGCCAUAUUGACCACCUGUACAAGACUGUGGAGGAGCUGGAUGAGAAGAAGGCAGAUAGAGAGGUGGUGGAGAUGGAGAUUGGCAUUAAAGCGGACAGGCGAGCCCUGGAAACAAAGGUGAGCCGCAUCCAGUUCGACACCAUGACGGAGCAGCUGAACAGGAUGUUUCAGGAGCUCCUCAGUAAAAUCACUGGUCAGGAGCAGGACUGGCACAAAGUCAUUGAGAAAAUUUCCACGGAGAUGGAGUGCAAGUUGAACCGCAUUGAGCUGGACCCUCUGAAGAAGCAGCUGGAGGAUCGCUGGAAGAGCAUUCGCAAGCAGCUGCAAGCCCAGCCUACCCCUGAGCCUGAUGAUGCUGCUGGCUUCAGGAAACAACUUGUGGCGAGAUUCCAUUGUAUCUCCUGUGACCGCCCCGUUGACAUGAUAACUCCAGGACCGCAUUUGCUGACAGUGCCCUCAGCUCCUGGGCUGCCUUCUCACAAGUCAAACCGGCCGUACACCGUCUAUGAGCUGGAGCAAGCACGUCAGCAGAGCAGGAGCGAGCGCAUCCCAGAGAUGGCCGAUUAUGGCUACCUGGCCAUGUCUCGCAGCUGUGGAGGUAGUCACACUCUCACCUAUGCCAACAGGCGUUACAGUCGCCUGCAGCACAUCACGCAGAUCAUCCAGACGGAGGACAGCAGCCUUGCCAUGUCUGGCUCCAGCCUGAAAAUUCAGCCAGAGGAAGUAGAUAUCCUGGGUCUGGAUGGACACAUCUACAAGGGUCGUCUAAGCAGCAGGACUGUGAAGACUGUGGAGUCUAGACUGCCCACCAUCACGUCCAAAGAAGGCAAGGCCACCUCAUUCAUUCUCAACUUGUCCUCCAUAUAAUCUAAUAAUCAGCACUGAAAUAGACUCUGCCAGCAGCAGACUGAAGUUACUUUAAUUACCUUGGACAAAAGAUUCUCUCUCUAGAGCUGUACUGAGAUUGAUAUGAAAGAGCCAGGGAUGGAACUGGAUGAUGAAGUCCAGCACACUUUGCCAGUACGGAGGUCUUGUGGUCAACUAGGAUGUUUUAUUUCAGUAUGUCAGUUUUUUGGGGAACACAAAGACACUGUGUUUAUCAAUUUAUAGUCUUGAUAAGAUAUAUGCCCUGAGAUUGGAUCACCACUGUCAAAUAUGAGACAUUCUGCAUAUAUCAAAUAGGUCUUAUAUUACUGAAAACAAUGAGUCCAAACUUUUAAAUAGUGAAUUCAAUUAAUUGUAGUGUUUUUAAUAGUAAAUAACUGUACUUUUUAAUGUUUUAUGCAGCUUGUAACCUGCAUCAAGUUGCCUGAAAGUUUCACCAUGUAAA